AUGGUGGUGUUCAUCAAUGACAUACUGGUUUAUUCGAGGACUGAGGAUGAGCAUGAUGAGAACCCUAGAGUUAUUCUUCAGACUUUGAGGGAAACACAACUCUAUGCUGAGUUUAGCAAGUGUGAGUUCUGGUUACGUGAAGUAACAUUUCUGAUUGAGGCUGUGUUGGACUGGAAGCAGCCUAGGAAUGUUUCUGAGAUCCACAGUUUUUUGAGGCUGGCGGGUUAUUAUCGGCAGUUUGUGGAAGGCUUCUCGUUGAUUGCAGCACCAUUAACUAAGCUGCUAUGUAAGGGGCCUGAAUCUGGAAAGGAGUUCACAAUGUAUAGUGAUGCAUCACACGUCGAUUUGUGA
This is a messenger RNA of Gossypium arboreum, 351 nucleotides long. RefSeq lists its product as uncharacterized. The transcript has 3 exons. Lineage: Eukaryota; Viridiplantae; Streptophyta; Magnoliopsida; Malvales; Malvaceae. The record is from RefSeq and is a predicted model, not a curated record. Bases 1 to 351 code for a protein of 116 amino acids.